Molecule: messenger RNA, 3252 nt
Organism: Geosmithia morbida
Lineage: Eukaryota; Fungi; Ascomycota; Sordariomycetes; Hypocreales; Bionectriaceae
Product: N-acetyltransferase 10
Exons: 3
Coding region: 1-3252 (1083 amino acids)
Biological process (GO): rRNA acetylation involved in maturation of SSU-rRNA
Cellular component (GO): 90S preribosome; nucleolus
Molecular function (GO): tRNA binding; ATP binding; 18S rRNA cytidine N-acetyltransferase activity
Source: RefSeq, a predicted model, not a curated record
AUGUCGCGCAAGCAAGUGGACGGCCGCAUCCAGGCACUGAUACGAAAUGGACAGCAGGAAAAGAAGAGGAGUUUCUUCGUGGUGGUAGGCGACCAUCCCAAGGAUGUGAUUGUCAACCUGCACUUCAUCAUGUCGAGGGAGAAUAUGAAGCAGAACAAGUCUGUGCUGUGGGCGUACAAGAACAAGCUCCUCGGGUUCACGAGCCACCGGCAGAAGCGCGAGCAGAAGAUCAAGAAGGAGAUCAAGAGGGGGAUACGCGAGGCCAACACGGAGGACGCCUUCGAGCUGUUCGUGUCGCUGCACAACAUCCGGUACUGCUACUACAAGGAGACGGACAAGGUGCUGGGCAACACGUUCGGCAUGUGCAUCCUGCAGGACUUCGAGGCCGUGACGCCCAACAUCCUGGCGCGGACGGUCGAGACGGUCGAGGGCGGCGGCCUGGUGAUCCUGCUGCUCAAGGGCAUGAGCAGCCUGAAGCAGCUGUACGGGCUGUCGAUGGACGUGCACUCGCGGUACCGGACCGAGGCGCACAGCGACGUGGUGGCGCGCUUCAACGAGCGGUUCCUGCUGUCGCUCGGCAGCUGCGACUCGUGCCUGGUCAUCGACGACGAGCUCAACGUGCUGCCCAUCUCGGGCGGCAAGGACGUCAAGGCGCUGCCGCCGCCGGACCUGGACCAGGCCAGGUCGGCCGGGGACGUGGCGCUCGACGCCGUCCGGGACGAGCACGCCGACCGCCAGCCGGUCGGGUCGCUCAUCUCGCUGGCCCGCACCGUCGACCAGGCCAGGGCCCUGCUGACCUUUACCGACGCCAUCGCCGAGAAGACGCUGCGCAGCACCGUGGCCCUGACGGCCGCCCGAGGCCGCGGCAAGUCGGCCGCCAUGGGCGUCGCCGUCGCCGCCGCCGUCGCCUACGGCUACAGCAACAUCUUCAUCACCUCCCCCACGCCGGAGAACCUCAAGACCCUCUUCGAGUUCGUCUUCAAGGGCUUCGACGCCCUCGGCUACGCCGACCACGCCGACUACUCCAUCAUCCAGAGCACGAACCCGGACUUCAACAAGGCCAUCGUCCGCGUCAACAUCCACCGCCAGCACCGCCAGACCAUCCAGUACAUCCGCCCCCAGGACGCCCACGUCCUCGGCCAGGCCGAGCUGCUCGUCAUCGACGAGGCCGCCGCGAUCCCCCUGCCCCUCGUCCGCAAGCUGAUGGGCCCCUACCUGGUCUUCAUGGCCUCCACGAUCAACGGCUACGAGGGCACCGGACGCUCCCUCUCGCUCAAGCUCAUCAAGCAGCUGCGCGACCAGUCCUACGCCGCGGCGGCGGCGGGUGGCGGCGGAGACGGCGAGACGGUGCUGACGGACCGAUCCACGGGCAAGGCGUCCAGGUCGACGGGCGAGCUCACGACGGGCCGCAAGCUGCGCGAGAUCUCGCUCGACGAGCCGAUCCGCUACGCCAAGGGCGAUUCGGUGGAGAGGUGGCUCAACAAGCUGCUGUGCCUGGACGCGACGCUGCCCAAGGCCAGAUCGCGCGCCAACGGCUGCCCGGACCCCAACAGGUGCGAGCUCCUCAACGUCAACCGCGACACGCUCUUCUCGUACCACCCGGUCCCCGAGAAGUUCCUGCAGCAGAUGGUGGCGCUGUACGUGGCGAGCCACUACAAGAACACGCCCGACGACCUGCAGCUGAUGAGCGACGCGCCCGCGCACGAGCUCUUCGUGCUGGUGCCGCCGCUGGACGAGAGCUCGGGCACGCUGCCCGAGCCCCUGUGCGUGAUCCAGGUGGCGCUCGAGGGACGGAUCAGCCGGCAGAGCGUGCUCAACAGCCUGAGCAGGGGCCAGCGUCCCAACGGUGACCUGAUCCCGUGGCUGGUGUCGCAGCAGUUCCAGGACGAAAACUUCGCGUCGCUGUCGGGCGCGCGUGUGGUGCGCAUCGCGACCAACCCCGAGUAUGUGUCGAUGGGGUACGGCACCAGGGCGCUGGACCUGCUGCGCGACUACUACGAGGGCCGGUUCACCAGCCUGUCGGAGGACGACGGGGCCCUGCUCGGCGGCGAGGCGGCGACGUCGACGUCGCUGCACCGCAUGACCGAGGCCGAGCUGGCGGCCUCGUCGCUGCAGGACGCCGUGACGGUGCGCGACAAGAGCGAGAUGGCCCCGCUCUUCGCCAAGCUGCACCAGAGGCGGCCGUCGGCCCUGGACUACCUGGGCGUGAGCUACGGCAUGACGCGCGAGCUGCACCGGUUCUGGAAGCGGGCCUCCUUCGUGCCGGUGUACCUCCGACAGACGGCCAACGACCUGACGGGCGAGCACACGUGCGUCAUGGUGCGGCCGCUGGACCGCGCCGGCGACAAGAGCUGGGCGGGCGCCUUCGCGCGCGACUUCCAACGGCGCUACCUGUCGCUGCUAUCGUACCACUUCCGCUCCUUCGAGCCGGUGGCGGCCCUGAGCAUCGACGAGUCGGCCCGGUCCGGCGCAUCCCUGGACUCGGCCGCCGACCCGCCACCGCUCACGGGCGCCGAGCUGUCGCGGCACAUGACGCCCUUCGACCUGAAGCGUCUCGAGUCGUACGCCGCCAACAUGCUGGACUACCACGUCAUCCUGGACCUGGUGCCCACCAUCGCCACGCUGUACUUCACCGGCCGCCUGCGCCCGGCCGUGUCGCUGUCGGGCGUCCAGCAGACGGUGCUGCUGGCCAUCGGCCUGCAGCGGAAGGACAUGGAGACCACCGCCCCCGAGAUCAACCUGCCGAUGCCCCAGCUCAUGGCCAUGUUCAUCAAGAUCCUGCGCAAGGUGUCCAACCACCUGGCCUCGCUCGUCGCCCAGGCCGCCCAGGAAGACAUGCCGGACGCGCCGCCGCAGCUGCUCGGCGUCAGCCGGGAGGACGCCGCCGGCGUGCACGACGACGAGCCCGUCGACGACAGGUACGCCCCGCUCGAGACCAAGCUCGACGAUGAGCUCGAAGAAGGUGGUGACGAGGCCCUCAGGCAGCUCAAGCUGAAGCAGAGGGAACUCAUCGACUCGCUACCCCUUGACCAAUAUGAAAUCGAAGGUGACGCACCAGGUUGGAAAGAAGCAGAGAAGCAAGUCGCCAAGGCAUCGAGGGACGGGAAAUCCACAUUGGAAGUCUCGGUCAAGUCGUCCAAGCAGCAGAAGCGCAAGGCAGGACAACAAACGGCUAGUGAGGUAUAUGAGGAGGUCUUUGGGGAUAAGGAGAAGUCGUCUCGCAAGAAGUCGAAAAAGGGGAAGAAGGAUUAA